Messenger RNA from Lindgomyces ingoldianus, 614 nucleotides. RefSeq lists its product as uncharacterized. The record is from RefSeq and is a predicted model, not a curated record. Bases 123 to 614 code for a protein of 163 amino acids. Lineage: Eukaryota; Fungi; Ascomycota; Dothideomycetes; Pleosporales; Lindgomycetaceae. The transcript is spliced from 3 exons.
GGAAAGUUAACUGAUCCCAUUUGAUUUAUCGACCGAAGUUCUUUAAUACCCAUCUAUCCAUCUUUUUGAAGACUCUCAUCUAUCUAUCUCGACUUGGGAGAUUAGAUACCCAUUUGUGCAAUAUGGCCGAACCAAAUAAGAACCAAAAGACGUACAAGCAAGCAGUGGGCGAGUACUACAACAAGCAAUACGAGUCGUGGGUGCCGUGGGUCGAGGACCAGUAUCUUAGGUGGUUCACCAAGGACAACAAAACCUCGUAUGCUACGAAACAACAACUCGACAAAACCAAAAUUACCGGGAUUGAGCAAGUCGACAGUCUCCAAGACGGCGUGAACAACCUCGUCAGUGGCCAAGUUGGCAAAGGAGGACUUGCGCAACCCAUCGGUGAUCUCGCCUCUAAGGAAGGCAUAAACCGUGCUGAGAGGGGUGGGAAGGACGAGCAGGGUAGACCGAUUGAGAGUCAAGGGCCGCUUGGAGGAUAUGGACAGAGUGCUGCGGAUGGGGUGAAGAGUACCGGUGGCGGUGUUGCUCAGGGGGUUACGGGAGGGGUGAAGUCGGCGGGAGGGUUCGUCGGGGGCCUGUGGGGGAAGAAGGGUGAAGAGCCGAAGAAGUGA